Messenger RNA from Syngnathus typhle (broad-nosed pipefish), 1501 nucleotides. Its product is annotated as glutamine synthetase-like. Gene Ontology annotation, cellular component: cytoplasm. Gene Ontology annotation, molecular function: glutamine synthetase activity. Lineage: Eukaryota; Metazoa; Chordata; Actinopteri; Syngnathiformes; Syngnathidae. The transcript has 7 exons. Bases 64 to 1281 code for a protein of 405 amino acids. The record is from RefSeq and is a predicted model, not a curated record.
AGAGACACACAGAGACAAAUCUGCCUGUGAUGUCAGAUCUUAUAAAAGCGUACCAGACUGUCGAUGACAAUCAUUCGCAAACGGUUAAAUACAACGAACUGUGCUUCGCUGCUUUGUGCUCUCUGUACUUUGUUGACAACUGAAGUAACCUCUGACAAGGUGAAAAUGACAUCAUUGUCGAUCAGCUCUUGCCUGAAUAAGGCUGUGCGAGAACAUUACAUGAGGCUUCCACAAGGAGACAAAUGUCAAGUGACUUACAUCUGGAUUGACGGAACUGGAGAGGGGCUACGCAACAAAACCCUAACCCUGGAUGAUGAGCCCAAAAAUAUACAAGAUAUUCCUAAAUGGACCUUUGAUGGGUCAAGCACAUACCAGUCUGAAGGCUCCAACAGCGACAUGUACCUCAUCCCAGUGUGCAUGUUCAGAGAUCCAUUCACGCUUGACCCCAACAAAUUGGUCCUCUGCGAAGUUUACAAGUACAACGGCCUUCCUGCAGAAACAAACCAUCGAGUAAGCUGCAAGAAAGUCAUGGACCAGAUUAAAGAACACCAGAUAUGGAUUGGUAUUGAGCAGGAAUAUACACUCUUUGGUACCAAUGGUCAUCCAUUUGGAUGGCCUCAAAAUGGAUUCCCUGCACCCCAAGGUCCCUACUACUGUGGAGUGGGUGCAGACAAAGCACUUGGACGGGAUAUUGCAGAGUGUCACUACAAGGCAUGUCUCUAUGCUGGGAUCAAGAUCUAUGGAACAAAUGCUGAGGUUUUGCCAUCACAGUGGGAGUUCCAGAUAGGCACCUGCGAAGGUAUUGAGAUUGCUGAUCAACUGUGGGUUGCACGCUUCUUGUUGCACCGUGUAUGUGAAGAUUUUGGGGUUGUUGCAACACUGGACCCCAAACCAGUAAAGGGAAACUGGAAUGGCUCUGGUGGCCAUACUAAUGUCAGCACCAAGAAGAUGAGGGAAGAAGGAGGAUUGCAAUACAUUGAGCAGGCCAUUGAGAGGCUGCGCAAAAGACACAUGGAGCAUAUUGAAGUGUACGACCCACGCGGUGGCCAGGACAACAUGAGACGUCUCACAGGAAAUCAUGAAACGUCCAGCGUUAAAGAAUUCUCUGCUGGAAUUGCAAACAGAGGUGCCAGCAUCCGCAUUCCCCGUCAGGUAGGUAAAGAGAAGAAAGGUUACUUUGAGGACCGCCGCCCUGCAGCCAACUGCGACCCGUACCUUGUGAUCAAGGCCAUCGCAAGCACUUGCCUGCUUGACAAUGAUGAUGAUGUGAAGGACACGUAAAUAAGACUUCAAGACAGAGUUCAUUGUGUCUGCUUGUAGCAUUGUUAAAAAUAUCUUAGUUUUUGAGCAUACCUGAAGAAAUUAACUGCUUAUCUAUUGUCACUUUAUGUAAGACUCAUCAUUUAAUCUUUAAAUCUGGCAUUAGCACUUUCACACCUAUACAAUAACUUGAAUUCAAAUUAAAGCGUCUGGGGCCAGGUAGAAUGGACAAAACUGACAA